AUGACAGAUAAACUUGCUACCAUUGUUUAAAACAACACAGAGCUUGAAUUUUUAGGCCAAUAAGACUCGCAAUUAGAAAGUACAUAUUAGAAACCUUGUUAAAAAGGAAUAAUUGAUGAACGUAGUGAUAUGAUUAAACAAGGAUUGAAAGGUGAUUUGGACUUGAAAAGUUUGGCAAGCUAAGACUAAGAUGAUACAUCCAGAAAUAAUAUCCCAGAAUUAUAUUAAAAUAUUGAUCAAGGCAACUUUAGUAUAAAAUAUGGACUUUCAAGAUAAAAUAAAUUUUUAGAUAAGAGCUAAAAUAUUUCUUCUACCUAACUUUAUGAAAAUAGAAAUAAUAGUUUUUAAUAAACUGUAAAUUAAGGUGAUAAAAUAUUAUCUGAGUUUUAUAACAAAUAUUAAAUAAAUGUACACCUCAGUUAAUAUAAAAAUGAUUAAGAGAAAUAAGAUUUUGCUUAUUCAUGCAAUAAGUAAAAAGACUACCCAGAGCAAAUUUUAAGAUGCCACUUAAAAAAUGCCUUCUUUAAUUAAUACGAAUUUAAUUCUAAUUUUUUUGUAUUGUGUUGCGUCCUCAGCUUAUCUAUAAUGACUUUAGAUAUACUAGUUUCAUUGAACUUAGCUUUUUUUAGAAGAGAUAACAUAAUUUCAGAAAGAAGCUAUAUAAUCAAAAAAUAUAUUUUAAGCUUGCACUUUUCUACAGAUUUUAUCAGUAUACUUACACUGUUAAUUCUGAUAGUAUCUAAUCCUAAUUACAUUACUUAUAAUCCAGAAAAUAAUAUAUGGAAAUAUCUUUCCAAUGUUUUGAUAUUUGUAAAGAUAUAUGGUGUAUCCCAAAAGGUGAAACGUCUAGAAUAUGUGAUCACUCUAACUUGUAUUGGAUGGUAUUCAUUGACUUUCAUUUAGAGUAAUUAAAAAAAUUGGCUUCAGAACAUCAAUAUUCAGGAUAGCGAAUAUUAUAUCAAGUAUAUUUAUUCUUUUUACUGGGCUAUUAUAACAAUGACAACAGUUGGAUAUGGGGAUAUAACUGCAACGAACUACACAGAAGCUUUAUACAUAUCUAUAAUCACAAUUAUUUUUAGCUGUGUAUUUGCUUUUUCUAUCAACAAUAUUGGUUAAAUUCUUCACGAUUUCAAAGCCUCCUCUUAAAAUCUAAAAAAUCAUAUUUAAAUAAUAGAAAAGUAUUUAAAAAGAAAAAAUGUUAAUAUUUAGCUUAAGACUCGUGUUGUUCAAUAUUUAUUUUAUCUGGAAGACUAAGUAAAUAGCAGAUUGUUAAAAGAGGAAGAGUAAGUUCUUUCUAUUUUAUCUACUAAACUUAGAGAAGAAAUUAUUUUGGAGGCUAAUUCCCAAAUAAUUAAGAAAUUUGAUAUAUUUAAAUGUUUUUCCCAGUAAACCAUUAAUAAACUCGUUUUUUUAAUGAAAGAAAUUAUUGUUUCUCCAGGUGAAACAAUAUUUUUAGAAGGGGAUUUAGAUGAUUCAGUUUAUUUGAUUUUGAAUGGAUAAAUUGAAAUAUUUAUAAGUGGAAACUAAAAUAAUUCUCAGACUAAAAUCCUUAAGGAUUUAUCAAACAAUCAAAUAUUUGGUGAAAUUGCAUUUUUCUGUUAAAAACCAAGAUCAGCUUCAGCAAAAAGCAUAAUUUUGAGAUUUUUAAAGCUAUUUAGCACAAUAUUAUACUUAAUGAGGACUAUAAAUAAGCACAACUAAAAUGUUAUUCUUGUAAACAAUCCAAUCAUAUUAUCUAGUAGUGUCCAUUACUGCAUUAAAAAUUUGAUCAUUAGCUUAUUAAUCUGA
Messenger RNA from Tetrahymena thermophila SB210, 1788 nucleotides. Its product is annotated as cation channel family protein. Lineage: Eukaryota; Ciliophora; Oligohymenophorea; Hymenostomatida; Tetrahymenidae. The transcript has 7 exons. The record is from RefSeq and is a predicted model, not a curated record.